Messenger RNA from Cygnus atratus (black swan), 1341 nucleotides. It is a transcript of the gene GLTP, whose product is annotated as glycolipid transfer protein. The record is from RefSeq and is a predicted model, not a curated record. The transcript has 5 exons. Gene Ontology annotation, molecular function: ceramide 1-phosphate binding; ceramide 1-phosphate transfer activity. The coding region runs from base 49 to 681 and encodes 210 amino acids. Gene Ontology annotation, cellular component: membrane; cytosol; cytoplasm. Gene Ontology annotation, biological process: intermembrane lipid transfer; ceramide transport. Lineage: Eukaryota; Metazoa; Chordata; Aves; Anseriformes; Anatidae.
GGCUUUGUGGCCGCUGGGCGGGGCGUGCCGGGCCGGCCGGGCCGGGCCAUGGCGCUGCUGCUGGAGCACGAGUUCCGGCCGCUGCCGCCCGACGGGCAGGUGGAGACGCUGCCCUUCCUGGAGGCCGUGGCGCACCUGCCGCCCUUCUUCGACUGCCUCGGGACGCCCAUCGUCUACUCGCCCGUCAAGGCUGACCUGGCUGGAAACAUCAAGAAGAUCCGGGCGGUUUACGACUCCGACCCCGCCAAGUUCAAGACGCUGCAGGACAUCCUGCAGGUGGAGAAGGAGAUGCACGGCUCGGCCUGGCCGAAGACGGGCGCCACGCUGGCGCUGAUGUGGUUGAAGAGGGGCCUGAAGUUCAUGCUGGUGCUGCUGCAGAGCAUCUCCGACGGCGAGCGGGACGAGGAGCACCCGAACCUCAUCCGGGUGAACGCCCUGAAGGCUUACGAGGUCGCGCUGAAGAAGUACCACGGCUGGAUGCUGCAGAAGCUCUUCAUGGGCUCUGUCUACGCGCUCCCAUACAAGUCGGAUCUGCUGAAGGCUUUAGAGAAGGGCAAAGAAGUCAAGGAGGAGGAGAGCAUCGAGAAGAUCCAUCAGUUUGUCUCCAGGGUCACCCCCAUCCUGGAUGCCAUUUACGAGAUGUACGCCAAGAUGAACGCCGAGCUCAGCUACAAAGCCUGACGCUGGCACGGGCCGGGGGCGCGCUGGGUGCCCCCCGCAGGCAGCCCCAUCGCUGCGGCCGCGGGGCUGCUCCCGGCUGCCGGCCGGCUGUGAUUCCGCUCCGGAUCUCCAGCAGCUAGCCUAUUUUCUAAACAAAUCAGUUAAUUUUCUAUCGAGAAUCUGGCAAUAAACCAGGGGCGCCCUGGCUCAUCUCAGGAUUUCCCAAGCUUUUGUACUAAGGAAGACAAACAAGCGCUUCUGGUCCUCGUGCAGAGCAAAUGAGAGGAAUGAAGCGUGGCUGGCGGCAGCGUCCCGCUGAUGCAGUUUCGGCUCUGCCCUCGCUCUCGAUGCACCUCCGCCUCCUGGCCUGUGCCUCUGCCUCCUCGCCUGUGCCGCUCUUGGACCUUGCAGCACCCCGGAGCACAGCACCCAGCAGGAGCACAGCACCCCAUAUGAUGCCAGCAGCACCCGUUGCGGAGGAGCCGGCGACCUCCCUGGGUGCCCCCAGCCCCGUGAGCAGCGGCAUGGGAGCAAGACCUCCCGGCGGGAGCGAGACCCCUCGGUGGGAGCGAGACCCCCGGCGGGGGCUGCAGGACCCCUCCCGGCGGUGUUUCGGAGCGCCCGGUGCCUUGGCGUGGCGAUGCCCGACGGCACGAACUCAAUAAAUCUCCGUUAACCUGG